Messenger RNA from Coccomyxa subellipsoidea C-169, 1707 nucleotides. RefSeq lists its product as hypothetical. The record is from RefSeq and is a predicted model, not a curated record. The annotation marks the transcript as partial. Gene Ontology annotation, biological process: cysteinyl-tRNA aminoacylation. Gene Ontology annotation, molecular function: cysteine-tRNA ligase activity; ATP binding. Gene Ontology annotation, cellular component: cytoplasm. The transcript has 11 exons. Lineage: Eukaryota; Viridiplantae; Chlorophyta; Trebouxiophyceae; Coccomyxaceae.
CAGCAGGGUGUCUUGAGGCUGUACAAUUCACUAACAAAACAAAAGGAGGUGUUCAUGACCGUGGAUCCUGCCGGAAAGCGUGUCACAUGGUACACCUGUGGGCCCACUGUAUACGAUGCAGCCCACCUGGGGCACGCUCGUUACUAUGUGACGAUGGACAUCCUGAGGAGGGUGAUCGAGGAUUAUUUUGGAUACGACGUGGAUCUGGUUAUGAACGUGACUGAUGUCGACGACAAGAUCAUACGCAGAGCCCGUCUCAACCACCUCUUGGAGAAGUACCUGGCUCAGACACCUGACACAGCCAAGGUCCUGCAAGAUGCAGAAGCAGCGCUGUCCAAACUGGAAGCAAAGCAGAGAGCAGCGGUGAGCAGAGUGGAGGCGGAGCAGCAGAAGGAGGGGCUGAACGUCCAAGCCAGGUGCGCCAAUAAGCUGCGCACUCUGUCACAUGUCACAUGCGAACUGGCAUGCCCAGAUAUUAGGACUUCACUGUCACAGGCACCGAGAACGGGAACGUGGAGUCCAGCAGUUCAAGCCAUAGGGACCAGAUUGAACCAUGCAGCGCGCUAUGAAGCAGACUUUCUGGAGGACUUGCACCUGCUCAACUGCAGACCGCCAGAUGUGCUGACGCGAGUGAGCGAGUACAUGGAUGAGAUCAGGGCCUAUGUGCAGCAGAUCCAUGACAAUGGCAUGGCCUAUAGCGUCAAUGGCAGCGUCUACUUUGACACCCAGGCCUACAGGUCAGCGGCGGCCGACGGUGAGGCAAAUUUUGCCAGCAGCGACAAAAGGAACAAGAGCGACUUUGCGUUGUGGAAGCAGGCCAAGGCCGGGGAGCCUGCCUGGGAGUCGCCUGACUGCGCGCGGGAUGAGCAGGGUAACCUUGGCAAGGGCAGGCCAGGCUGGCACAUUGAGUGCUCGGCAAUGGCCAGCAGCAUCUUUGGGCCAAGCAUUGAUCUCCACACAGGGGGAGCUGACCUGGCCUUCCCCCACCAUGAGAAUGAGCUGGCACAAGCUGAGGCCUUCUAUCACGAGGAAUAUGCGAAGUGCAAUUGCGAGCCGCAGUGGGUCAACUACUUCCUCCAUGCAGGGCACUUGAACAUUGACAACCUGAAGAUGAGCAAGUCCUUGAAGAAUUUCAUCAGCAUCAGGAAAGCUCUUGAGGACUUCAGCCCUCGCGUUCUGAGGAUCAUGUUUACCUUGGCGCCCUGGGACAAGAGCAUGACCUACAAGGAGGAAAAGAGUGCACUGGAGGCGCGGCAGAAGGAGAAGACCUUUGUGAACUUCUUCCUGGAAGUGGAGGCCGUGCUGCACAAGUUUGGGCGCGAGGGCUUGGAGGGCAGACUGCCCUCCAGAUGGGAGGCUGAGGAGAAGGAGCUGAGUAGGGCCCUCGUGGGCACCAGAGAAAAGGUGCAUGCAGCGCUGCAGGACAGCAUCGAUGUUUGCACAGCCAUGAGCGCCCUGCUGGACCUGGUCAGCACCACCAAUGUCUACAUCAAGGCCCGGGAGCAGCAGUAUGCUGCCACUCCCAAGGGGCCGCCGCCUCAGGCUCAGCUGGUGCACAAGGUGGCCGCCUACAUCACAGAGAUCCUGCGCGUGUUUGGCAUCGCCGAAGAGGAUCAGAUUGGGCUGGGCCGGGAGCGUGGCGCGGCGGCGGCGGCCGUCGCGGGCGAGGGCGCAGAGCCGCUCCUUGGCGUCAUCGCAGAUUUCCGC